AUCAGAGUGGCUGCAUACCCACAUCCAAAGGGUCCCAGAUGAGAUGGAGAGGAUCCUGGGAACCCAGAAGACCAUGACUUGCCUGAGAGCCCUUCUUGGACGCCCCAAGUACCUGCCAUAAUAGAGACCCAACAACUACCUGGUGGCUCUUCAUUUGAUCUCUGUGUGAAUAGCUCCCUCAACAUGAGCAUCAGCCUCCACUUGACCUUUAUGUGUCUGAGUCUCUUCAUUCAAAGGAUGUGCAUUUGGGGAAACCAGUUCAAUGUGGAGGCCAGCAGAAGUGACAAGCUUUCCUUGCCUGGCUUUGAGAACCUCACUGCAGGAUAUAACAAAUUCCUCAGGCCCAAUUUUGGUGGCCAUCCAGUUCAGAUAGCGCUGACUCUGGACAUUGCAAGCAUCUCAAGCAUUUCAGAGAGUAACAUGGACUACACAGCCACUAUAUACCUCCGGCAGCGCUGGACAGACCCACGGCUGGUAUUUGAAGGUAAUAAGAGCUUCACAUUGGAUGCCCGUCUUGUGGAGUUCCUCUGGGUACCAGAUACUUACAUUGUAGAGUCCAAGAAGUCUUUCCUCCAUGAAGUCACAGUGGGAAACAGGCUCAUCCGCCUCUUCUCCAAUGGCACGGUCCUGUAUGCUCUCAGAAUCACAACAACUGUUGCGUGUAACAUGGAUCUGUCUAAAUACCCCAUGGACACACAGACGUGCAAGUUGCAGCUAGAGAGCUGGGGGUAUGAUGGCAGUGAUGUGGAGUUCACCUGGCUGAGAGGGAACGAUUCUGUGCGUGGGCUUGAAAAUCUGCGACUUGCUCAGUACACCAUUCAACAGUAUUUCACCUUAGUCACCAUAUCACAGCAGGAGACAGGAAAUUACACACGAUUGAUUUUGCAAUUUGAGCUUCGGAGGAAUGUCCUGUAUUUUAUUCUGGAAACUUAUGUCCCUUCCACUUUCCUGGUGGUGUUAUCCUGGGUUUCCUUUUGGAUCUCCCUCGAUUCAGUUCCUGCAAGAACCUGCAUUGGAGUGACCACUGUGUUAUCUAUGACCACACUGAUGAUCGGGUCCCGCACAUCUCUACCCAACACCAACUGCUUCAUAAAGGCCAUCGAUGUGUACCUGGGGAUCUGCUUCAGCUUUGUGUUUGGGGCCUUACUGGAGUACGCGGUUGCUCACUACAGCUCCUUACAGCAGAUGGCAGCCAAAAAUAGGGGGGCAGUGAAGGAAGUGGAAGAAGUCAAUAUUUCUAACAUCAUCAACAGCUCCAUCUCCAGCUUUAAACGAAAGAUCAGCUUUGCUAGCCUUGAAAUUUCUGGUGAUAAUGUCGAUUAUGGUAACUUGACAAUGAAAGCCAGUGACAAGUUCAAGUUUGUCUUCCGAGAAAAGAUUGCCAGAAUUGUUGAUUAUUUCACGAUUCAAAACCCUAGCAAUGUGGAUCGAUAUUCCAAACUAUUAUUUCCUUUGAUUUUUAUGCUAGCCAAUGUAUUUUACUGGGCAUACUACAUGUAUUUUUGAGAUGACAUUGAACAUUUGCAUGCCAUGUGUCUUUAGCAGAAGAGCAUAAUGAUGUAAAUGGUAUUCUAGGCCAAAUGUGUUCCCUCACCCACUGUGCUACAAAUGGGGUAAGAUGUUUGAGCAUGCCUCUUCAAAGAGUGAACACCAAACAAUUAUUCUAAGAGUAGAAAUCCUAGCAUGACAGGAUGCUCUGAUGGAAACAUUAUAAUUUUUUUCUAUUUUUUAAAUUGAAUUUUUGUGUAUUUCAAACAGAACAUCUCAAC
Molecule: messenger RNA, 1769 nt
Organism: Nannospalax galili (Upper Galilee mountains blind mole rat)
Lineage: Eukaryota; Metazoa; Chordata; Mammalia; Rodentia; Spalacidae
Gene: Gabrp
Product: gamma-aminobutyric acid type A receptor pi subunit
Exons: 10
Coding region: 184-1506 (440 amino acids)
Biological process (GO): nervous system process; signal transduction; chemical synaptic transmission
Cellular component (GO): neuron projection; membrane; GABA-A receptor complex
Molecular function (GO): extracellular ligand-gated monoatomic ion channel activity; GABA-A receptor activity; neurotransmitter receptor activity
Source: RefSeq, a predicted model, not a curated record